This is a messenger RNA of Coturnix japonica (Japanese quail), 4269 nucleotides long. It is a transcript of the gene PLEKHG3, whose product is annotated as pleckstrin homology and RhoGEF domain containing G3. The record is from RefSeq and is a predicted model, not a curated record. Gene Ontology annotation, molecular function: guanyl-nucleotide exchange factor activity; small GTPase binding. Lineage: Eukaryota; Metazoa; Chordata; Aves; Galliformes; Phasianidae. Gene Ontology annotation, biological process: regulation of establishment of cell polarity.
AGGGCGGGGUGGGCGGGGCUAUGGGCGAGGCCACGCCCACUUGCGCCCAGGCCACGCCCCCUCCGGGCUCGCCCGCUGCUUCCUGCGGGCACGGCCGGGACGGGGCGGCGGCGGAGUGCUGAGAAGCCUGGGGAUGCCGGUGCCCACCCUCAGCACAGGUCCAGCUCCUGGCAUGGAGGAGGAGGCAUCAAGUGAUGGCAAGGAGCCCUGGUUGGGCAACAGCAACAACAACGCAUCGCCGGUGGGAUGGCUGUGCCGGAGGGGAGAGGAGCCCUCCUAUCUACAGCGUGUGCUGCUGGAGAUCGUGGAGUCGGAGCGCACCUACGCCCGUGACCUGCGUGGCAUCGUGGAGGGUUACCUGGGGAAGAUCAUCGAUGCCCAAGAACCGCCGCUGCGGCCGGAGCAGGUCAGCGCGCUCUUUGGGAACAUUGAAGACAUCUAUGAGCUCAGCAGCAACCUGCUGCAGAGCUUGGAGAGCUGCGCCUGCGACCCAGUGGCUGUGGCUGUCUGCUUUGUGACACGGAGCCAAGAGUUCGACAUCUACACACAGUACUGCAACAACUACCCCAACUCAGUGGCGACAUUAAGCGAGUGCAUGAGGAGCAAACAGCAGGCACGGUUCUUCCGUGAGUGCCAGGAGGAGAUGCGGCAUGUGCUCCCAUUGGGUGCCUACCUGCUGAAGCCAGUGCAGAGGAUCCUCAAGUACCACCUGCUGCUCCAGGAGAUCGCUAAGCACUUUGAGCACAAGUCGGGCGAUGACUACGAGGUGGUGGUGGAGGCCAUUGACACCAUGACCUGUGUGGCCUGGUACAUCAACGACAUGAAGCGCAAGCACGAGCACGCCAUCCGACAGCAGGAGAUCCAGUCCUUGCUGCUGCAGUGGAAGGGCCCCGACCUCACCACCUAUGGAGAGCUGGUGCUGGAAGGCUCCUUCCGUGCGCAGCGUGCCCGCAGUGAACGUGCUGUCUUCCUCUUUGAUAAGCUGCUCCUCAUCACCAAGCGCCGUGGGGACCACUAUGUCUACAAGAGCCACAUCCCAUGCGCCUCUCUGAUGUUGAUUGAGAGCACACGGGACUCACUGUGCUUCAGCGUGGCACACUACAAGCACAUCAAGCAGCAGUACGCCCUGCAGGCUAAAAGCGCGGAGGAGAAGCGGGUCUGGACACACCACAUCAAGAGGCUCAUCCUGGAGAACCACCAUGCCAUUGUCCCACAGAAGGCCAAGGAGGCCAUCCUGGAGAUGGACCUGUUCUACCCCCCCCGCUUGCCCCGCUGCAGCCCUGAGCGCCUGCCACGGAGCCACUCCUGCCAACCCUUGGAGCCACCCCGCCAUGGCCGGCGCCAGUCUGAGCCCUUCCAGUGCCGUGACCGUGCCGAGACGCUGCCGGACCGGCUGCAGGGUCAUGUGGGGCGCAGGCAGUCGGAGCCCGCCAAGCAGAUCCUGCAGCAGCUGGGAGGGAUAAAGCAUGCAGGCAGUGAGGGGACGCUCCUGGAUGCUGGGGAGCCCCUCCAGCCCCCUAGGAGCUGGGCUGAGGGUGUCGUGGAGGAGGAAGAGGAGGAAGAAGAGGAGGAUUUGCACAAGGACAGCCAGGAGGAUGGAGUCAGGGACAAGAAUGGGGACAUGGCAGAGAAGCCUGAAGAAGAACAGGAGACGUUCAAGUGGCACCACGAGGCCACUGCCACCCCCGUGUCCCCUGUGUCCCCUCCGUGCCAUGGGGAGCAUGAGGGGCGGGUGACCCCCGCUCCCCCCUCUCCAUCGGGAUCCCUCCCACCAGCGGGGCUGCCUGACGAGGAGGAGCAGCACCUGGAGACAGGCACCGGGGAGGACCCACGGGCUCUGAGCAGUGAGGAGGAGGAAGAGGAAGAGGAGGAAGGCCAUGGGGAUGGCAGCAUCCUGCCCCUCUCCGUGCUGGACCAGGCCAGCGUCAUCGCUGAGCGCUUUGGCAGCAGCAUGUCGCGCCGUGGCAGUGUGGUGCUGGACGGACGCAGCGGUAGCGCCCUCAGCCUCGAUGGGGUGACCCCUCCUCAAGAAAGCAUGGGGUCCUGCAGCCCCCUGCCCUCCCCGGGCUCCCCCCAGAGCUGCCGGCGCCGCUCGCUGCUCUCCACGCAGGACCGGCUGCUGCUGCGUAAGAUCCGCAAUUACUACGAGCACGCGGAGCACCAGGACGCCAGCUUCAGCAUCCGGCGCCGUGAGAGCCUCUCCUACAUCCCCAAAGGACUGGUGAGGAACUCAGUGUCCAGGAUCAACAGCUGGCCUCCUCCGGAGCUGGGCAGCCCCAAAACACCCACGGAGCCGACGAGCCCCAAAGUCCUCCUGGAGCCAGGGAGCCCCAAAAGCUCCCCAGAACCGGUGAGCCCCAAAAUGUCACUGGAAGCAGCGAGCCCCCAAGUGUCGCCAGUGCCGGAUGGAGGAGCAUCACCUCCUGUGUGCCGAGAGAACGGGCUGCCCGAGCCUCCCGCAGAGCCUGCAGAGCCCACAGAGCCUCUGCUCAUCCUGGAGGAGGAGGAGGUGCCCCCCCCAGGGGUGCUGGCUCUGGGGGCUCCUCCCCGCCGUCUCACCAGCAGGGUAUACCAGUUGGCACGCCAGUACAGCCUGCGCAUCAAGAGCCGCCGCCGUGCCAUUGCUGCACCGGGGGAGGACAGUGCCAGUCACACGCCAGCACCAGGUGGGAUGCGAUGGGGGACCGCAGGCAUCAUCCCGCUGCCUCCAUCCUACUCUCACCCUGCUCCUUCCACCCCAGGUGUACCCAAGCUGCCAGUGUCACCCAGGGAUGGCAUCACCGUCCCAGCCCCACGCAGCCCACCCAGCCCCACUGGCACUACCGAAGCCUUCUCCUGGCCGGAUGUCCGGGAGCUGCGUGCCCGCUUUGGAGCCCCACGGCCCCCACCGGUGACACGCAGCCGCUCUGCACCUGAGGGGCCAGAGCGUGGGGGGAGACCAGCAGCCAAGGAGCAGCAGGGUGGGGGCCGCAGCCGCAGCGCCGAGGCGGGCACCGGGACCCCAAAUGUUCUGCGUGGCGAUGAGCGCCAGCAUGCUGCGGGGCUGUGGGUGACGGCACAGGCACCCCUGGGCCCCGGGGGGCAGCAGGUGCUGGUGUUGGAGCGGUUGCCCCCCGCUGUCGCUGCUGAGCCCCCAGCCUAUGUGCAGAUCCGCUCGCCCACCACCCGGGAGAAGAUCUGCCUGAAGGCAGUGGUGGAGCGCUGCAAGGCUUACCAGGCUUCUGAGGAGUACAGGCAGCGCUGUGCCCAUGGGCAGGCUGAGACCCCUGAGCCCCCCCGGCAUGGCCUCGUCAGGGACCUGCGGCAGAAAUUUCAGACCCUCGACACUGCUAGCUAGGGGGGGGGAGGGCAGCCAGGAAAUGGGGCACCCCAUGGAGCACCGGGAGAUGGGACAGUCUGUGGACCACUGGGAGAUGGAGCACCCCAUAGAUCACUGGAAGAUGGGACAUCCCAUGCAACACCAGGAGACUGAAGGCCCCUUGUACCACCAGGAGGUGGGACAUCUCAUGGACAACCCACCCCUCAGCUCACUCAGACCAAAGGGUACCCAGCUGAAGUUGCACCCCAUGGACCCCAUGGAGGGGCAUGCAAUGGAACCCAACUUGCUCAGGAGAUAGAACACCCUGUGGGCCACCUGGAAUUGGGACGUCCCUUGAGCACCAGGAACUGGGACACCCCACUGAACACCAGCAGCAGUAGGAUUCCAUGAACCUUUUUGUUCCCCAGGAUAAGGAGGACUAUCAGAAGAGGAAUCAUCCCAUAGACCGCAAAGACAUGAAAGAGCCUGUGCUCCCCUACCCUGCUCACAUUGCACAGCCCCAGGUCCACUUUGCUUUGACAUCUUUAUUACAAAAGAAAACCCAAACCAAACCCAAAGUUCUCCCUGCCCGCGCGCUCCCCCCAGAGACGAGUGGUGCCCCCCACCCACAGCAAGGGGCCAAGCGUUUGGGGAGGUCGUGCUCUUCGUGCUCUUUGGUUGGUGCCCAUGGGGCUGAGGGCACGCUGGUGGGGGGCUGGGGGGGGCUUAUGGCUUAGAAAAGAGGGUGGGGGGCCAGGAUGUGCCCACGUGGGGUGGAUGCACAUGCAUGCAUGCGGGGCCACGCGAGUGCAAACACACGCACGCAGGUGUGUUCCCCAGAUGGGGGGGAGGUGGGGGACGUGAGCACACAUGUGUGCGUAUCUAUGCGUGCGCCUCCGCCGAGGCGCGUGCAUGCCCUGAAGCAUGGAGAUGUGUGUGUAUAUAUAUAAAUAUAAAUAUCUAUAAAUAUA